UUUCACUCCAAUACUGCUCUGUACUCGAUAGUCGAUACGCAGAUAUGGAUCAAUUCUCAGGCCAACCUCGCCUCCCGAAAUUCGCCGCUCCGAAACGCUACGAAAUACGGCUGAAACCUGACCUCACCGCCUGCACAUUCGGCGGUUUUGUCACUAUCGAUGUCGAUGUCGUCGCCGAUACUCGCUUCAUAGUCCUGAAUGCAGCCGAACUCUCAGUCAACUCCGACUCUGUCUCCUUCACUGCACGAGGGUCCUCAAAAAUACUGAAGCCAUCAAAGAUCGAGCUGCUUCAAGCGGAUGAGAUUUUGGUGUUGGAGUUUGUUGAUUCGCUUCCUCUUGGGAUCGGAGUCUUGGCUAUUGGGUUUCAAGGAAUUUUGAAUGAUAAGAUGAAAGGAUUUUAUAGAAGUACAUACGAGCUUAAUGGAGAGAAGAAGAAUAUGGCUGUUACGCAGUUCGAACCUGCUGAUGCUAGGAGAUGCUUCCCGUGUUGGGAUGAACCAGCAUGCAAGGCGACAUUCAAACUCACAUUGGAUGUUCCUUCUGAAUUAGUUUCCCUUUCCAACAUGCCAGUCAUUGAUGAGAAAGCAGAAGGGCUUCUGAAGACAGUUUCCUAUGAAGAGACACCUAUCAUGUCUACAUAUUUGGUGGCGAUUGUUGUUGGUUUAUUUGAUUAUGUGGAAGAUUUUACAUCUGACGGGAUCAAAGUUCGAGUAUACUGUCAAGUUGGAAAGGCAAACCAAGGGAAAUUUGCUCUGAGUGUUGCUGUGAGGACCCUUGAACUAUACAAAGAGUACUUUGCUGUUCCAUACCCUCUUCCUAAAUUGGAUAUGAUUGCAAUCCCUGAUUUUGCUGCUGGGGCCAUGGAAAAUUAUGGCUUAGUUACAUAUCGUGAGACUGCUUUGCUUUACGAUGAUCAGCAUUCUGCAGCUGCCAACAAGCAAAGGGUUGCUACCGUUGUUGCACAUGAACUAGCGCACCAAUGGUUUGGAAAUCUUGUAACAAUGGAAUGGUGGACACAUUUAUGGCUGAAUGAGGGUUUUGCAACAUGGGUGAGCUAUCUAGCGACUGAUGGCUUGUUUCCUGAAUGGAAAAUAUGGACUCAGUUUCUCGAUGAAUCCACAGCGGGUCUUAAACUGGAUGGCCUUGCUGAAUCCCAUCCGAUUGAGGUGGAAGUAAAUCAUGCCGGUGAGAUUGAUGAGAUAUUUGAUGCCAUAAGCUAUAGGAAAGGGGCAUCUGUUAUCCGUAUGCUACAAAGCUACCUUGGUGCUGAGUGCUUUCAGCGGUCCCUUGCCUCGUACAUUAAAAAGCAUGCUUAUAAAAAUGCAAAGACGGAAGAUUUAUGGGCUGCACUUGAGGAGGGAUCUGGUGAACCUGUUAAUAAGCUAAUGAAUUCAUGGACAAAGCAAAAAGGGUACCCAGUUGUAUCUGUCAAAGUCAAAGAUCAGAAAUUAGAAUUUGAACAGUCUCAAUUCUUGUCAAGUGGUUCCCCGGGAGAUGGUCAAUGGAUUGUUCCCAUAACUCUAUGUUGUGGCUCAUACGAAGUGCGCAAGAAUUUUCUAUUGCAAACGAAGUCUGAAACUCGUGAUAUAAAGGAGUUUUUUGGUGGGGACCUUCCAGCGACAAGAAGUGUCUGGUUGAAACUUAAUGUGGAUCAAGCUGGUUUUUAUAGGGUGAAAUAUGAUGAGGAGCUUGCAGCUAGAAUUAGAUAUGCAAUAGAAAGAAAUAGUUUGUCUGCAACAGACAGAUAUGGUAUUCUGGAUGAUUCCUUUGCCCUAUGUAUGUCUCGCCGGCAGCCUUUGACCUCUUUGCUUAUGUUGAUGGGUGCUUACAGAGAGGAAUCUGAAUAUAUUGUGUUGUCCAAUUUGAUAAGCAUAAGUUAUAAAGUAGGAAGGAUUGUGGCAGAUGCAACUCCGGAAUUAAUGGACUUCCUCAAACAAUUUUUCAUGAGCCUUUUCCAGUAUUCAGCAGAGAAGCUUGGUUGGGAUGCUAAGGAAGGUGAGAGCCAUCUGGAUUCAAUGUUGAGAGGAGAAAUUUUGACUGCCCUUGCCCAGCUUGGACAUGAUGUGACGCUGAAUGAAGCAAGUAGGCGCUUUAAUGCAUUCUUAGAUGACAGAAAUACACCACUGCUCCCUCCUGACAUAAGAAAGGCAGUGUAUGUGGCUGUAAUGCAAAAGGUUAAUGCAUCAAACAAAUCAUACUAUGAAUCUCUUCUGAGGGUGUAUCGAGAGACCGAUCUAAGUCAGGAGAAAACACGCAUUCUAAGUUCAUUAGCUUCUUGUCCAGAUCCUAACAUAGUACUUGAAGUUCUCAACUUUAUGUUGUCUUCUGAGGUCCGUAGUCAAGAUGCUGUUUUUGGACUUGCUGUUGGAAGGGAAGGUCGAGAGACAGCUUGGGCUUGGCUGAAGGAAAACUGGGAUCACAUCUCUAAAACUUGGGGAUCAGGAUUUCUAAUAACUCGCUUCGUCAGUGCAGUUGUUUCACCGUUUGCUUCAUUUGAGAAGGCUAAUGAGGUCGAGGAGUUCUUUGCAAGUCGGAGCAGGCCUUCAAUUGCUAGGACAUUGAAGCAGAGUAUUGAGUGGGUACACAUUAAUGCGAAUUGGGUUGAGAGUGUGCAGAAUGAGAAAGAGCUUGCUGAAGCCUUGAAAGAGUUGGCGUACAGGAAAUAUUAGGAUUCACUUUUGCUCACCUGCUUUGCUUUCCUUUGUUACUUUUAUGACAAGUUUAAAUACCUCCUAAUGAGCCAAAAAGAGAGUGAGAUUAUAAAAUAAAGAAUAAUCCUAGACUCAUCAUACUUGGUUGAUGUUUAAUAUUCAUGUUUUAUUUGAGUUAA
This is a messenger RNA of Tripterygium wilfordii, 2830 nucleotides long. Its product is annotated as aminopeptidase M1. The transcript is spliced from 19 exons. The record is from RefSeq and is a predicted model, not a curated record. Bases 45 to 2669 code for a protein of 874 amino acids. Gene Ontology annotation, biological process: proteolysis; peptide catabolic process. Gene Ontology annotation, cellular component: cytoplasm. Lineage: Eukaryota; Viridiplantae; Streptophyta; Magnoliopsida; Celastrales; Celastraceae. Gene Ontology annotation, molecular function: zinc ion binding; peptide binding; metalloaminopeptidase activity.